Chionomys nivalis (European snow vole) is the source of this 621-nucleotide messenger RNA. Its product is annotated as vacuolar protein-sorting-associated protein 25-like. The coding region runs from base 1 to 528 and encodes 175 amino acids. The record is from RefSeq and is a predicted model, not a curated record. Gene Ontology annotation, biological process: protein transport to vacuole involved in ubiquitin-dependent protein catabolic process via the multivesicular body sorting pathway. Gene Ontology annotation, molecular function: protein homodimerization activity; structural molecule activity. Gene Ontology annotation, cellular component: ESCRT II complex. The transcript has a single exon. Lineage: Eukaryota; Metazoa; Chordata; Mammalia; Rodentia; Cricetidae.
AUGGCGAUGAGUUUCGAGUGGCCGUGGCAGUACCGCUUCCUGCCCUUCCUUACGUUACAGCCAAACGUGGACACUCGGCAGGAGCAGCUGGCCGCCUGGUGCUCUCUGGCUCUGUCCUUCUGCCGCUUGCACAAACAGUCCAGCAUGACGGUGAUGGAAGCCCAGGAGAGCCCGCUCUUCAACAACGUCAAGCUACAGCGGAAACUUCCUAUGGAGUCAAUCCAGAUUGUAUUAGAGGAGCUAGGAAAGAAAGGGAACCUCGAGUGGUUAGAUAAGAAUAAGUCUAGCUUCCCGAUCAUGUGGCGGAGGCCAGAGGAAUGGGGGAAACUCAUUUAUCAAUGGGUUUCCAGGAGCUGCCAGAACAACUCUGUGUUUACCCUGUAUGAACUGACCAGUGGGUACGAAGAGGAUGAAGAGUUCCAUGGGCUGGAUGAGGCAACCCUACUUUGUGCUCUGCAGGCCCUACAGCAGGAGCACAAGGCUGAGAUUAUCACUGUCAGUGAUGGCCGAGGAGUCAAGUUCUUCUAGCAGAGACCUGUCUCCCUCCACUUCUUACCUCCCACCUUUCCAGGGCUUUCAAAAGGAGACAGACCAAGUGUCCCACAGACUGGAUCACUCACU